This is a messenger RNA of Somion occarium, 1913 nucleotides long. The record is from the annotation of a GenBank genome assembly. NCBI's taxonomy places the organism in Eukaryota, Fungi, Basidiomycota, Agaricomycetes, Polyporales, Cerrenaceae.
UCACCGGUAGCAUCCCCCCAUACAGCAACAUGAACUCCUCACCUCUCACUCCUCUCACAUCUUCUUCAUGGUCUUCAGUCGGCCAUGCCUCCGCUCCGGCUCGCUCUGUCCAAAAGCGGUCACCUCUCUCUACCAUCUCUCGCCGUGCUCGCUCUGCUCCCGACGGUAGUCCCACACCUGCUGGUGGUCCUGUCACCCCUGCUUGGGUUAUUCACACACUGCGCGACCUCAAGAUUGCCCUCAAGGCUGAGCAUUCACUCGUUUCAUAUGAAGCCUAUCCCAUAUCUAGGCUCAUUCCUGUCCCUCUCCCUUGUAAUUCAAAACAGGUUCCCGUGCCGCUUGUGGACCUCCCGCAAUAUGCCGGGACUCAUCAUUUCCUCGAGGACCUUCACUGCUUCUGCAGCGUGAAGGAUGGUGUCAACCACCCUGUCCGUAUCUUUAUUCCUGUAGGUGGAGAGCAUGCCGGGGAUGUUUGUAUUGGAUGCCGCCACUGGCGCCCUGCAGACAGGUGGAACGGCUGCUCAUUCUUUGUUAACAUUAGUCGCCUACCAAAUGUGGUUCAAGGGUGCCAUGACCAUCAAGAGUUCCCUCGCAACUUACCACUGGAAAGCUACAUGCAAGCCCCACCUUCAAAUCAACAGAUGUUGUAUAAUAACCCGCUGCGAGUCAUGUCGCCACAACCCCCUAUAUCUCCUCUCAGACUUGGCGCUCCCACCCAAAAAGGAUUAUCAUCUCGCAUUCCUGCAUCUGAUAUCUUCGGUCCCUUCAUUCUCGAACCUCAAGUGCCUAAGUUUAAGCAGGCUGCUCCACCUGUAUGUGAUAUCCUAAUGCCAGGGCUCGUUACAGAUGCCGCACGGCUGUAUACCCCGACACCUGUCGAAUUUGUGACCAAGAACAUCGAGGACCUUCCCCCCAUGGACGUUCAUGUCAAUACCGAUAACAUACUUCAACUCUGGAAUCCUCAAGGCCCCGGCCUUGGGUAUUGGGAGUUGAUGUGUAAUUUGGGUCAAUGCGUCGCCUGCGGUGGUUUAUAUGGAAUAUCGCUUCUUCGUGAUGGUGGAGGUGGACCCUUGCACAAUUGUACUGGUCGUCAUCAUUGCCCUGUCUCAGGCUCCUUGUCUCCGCCUUCAUAUACUCACUCUUCUCCUCCACCUCUCUUCACGGAGAUUGAUGGCAUCUUGGUUGAGGAUGGCCUGUCACCACCCGGACAGCCUCUUUCAGCUCAGGCUGGUCCAUCUCGACUCCCCGCUACUCCAGGACCCGCUCGCCCUCGCCGUCGCUAUCACCGUCAUCCCAUCUAUCAAGAUACCGCAUUUCCACCUUCUCCUCGCCGCUCUCAUCCCGCUCGUGUCCCGAAUAUGAUGCGGCAUUACAAUGCACACACCUCAUGCCAAUCCAGCAUCAUUGAUCUCACGAAGGAUUAAUAAUCCCAUCUGAAGUGAAGGUUUAGGACUCAUUGACUCCGACUGCAGGUAUCAUUCAUUUCUUGGACAUUCUUGAGUCUCUUGAUAUCUCCACAUUCCAUACGUGUCGCUGAUAUAUAUAUAUAGGCCUGUUCCCAUGCUCUUUGCAGAUGUACUAUUAUGCUUUUGGCGUUGAUGUUCUCACCACUGAAUGUCUGAUGUAGUCUUGUAUUUAAUUCCAAAAGUUAGCUGAGCGCACACAUCUGUACUUAGUCUACCUCAAAAUAUGAAGGCAUUUGCUUGCAUUGCCUGUCUAUGGAUGUAUAUCAUCGGAGGUUAGAUGCUUUGAAGUGUGAAUAACUUAGUAGACUUUCGUGAGGUUAAACACUUGGUAUGUCUCGUUAUAUCUUGAAUAUAACUAUUCAAUUUCUGGCCUCAUGUGAACUUCGAAAGGGUCUCUUUUGUCCCGUAUUCACUUUGUUUGGCUUAGAAUACAAUCCCCCAUUUUGA